AUGACUUCUCAGUCCUCCUUGAAGCAGAUCCCUUUCUCUGAGCCUCCGUGGCUCGCGGGCCUUCCUUCCCCAUAUUACAAGGAGACGCAUAAGAGAUUUCAGAAAGCAUGCCGGGCAUUUAUCGAAGAACACCUGCUUCCCUUCGCCAUGGAAUGGGAGCGUGAGGAGACAGUUCCGGAUCACUUGUUCCAGACCUUCGCCAAACACAACAUGCUCAUUCCCAAUCUGCCGGCGCCCUUACCUGUCGACUGGUUGAAGAGAUUGGGCAUUCAUGAUAUUCUGGGAACACCGGUGCAAGAAUGGGAUUACUUACACACUGGCAUCUACUUGGAUGAGAUGGCCCGGUCAGGUCUCGGUGGGCCCGGUGGUUCCAUGACUGCCGGCCAUGCGUUUGGGAUCCCCCCCAUUAUCAAAUUCGGAAGCAAGGCCCUGCACGAGAAAUUCCUCCCAGAUCUCCUCCCCGGCAAGAGGCGGGCUUGCAUCGCCAUCACCGAGCCCACGGCCGGCAGUGACGUAGCUAACAUUGCGACGACCGCCACGAAAACCCCCGACGGAAAAUUCUACGUGAUCAACGGACAAAAGAAAUGGAUUACCAACGCCUAUUGGUCCGACUACGCCGCCAUGGCGGUGCGGACAGGCGGUCCCGGCGCCCCCGGGCUGAGUAUGAUCGUGUGCCCGCUCAAAGGACACCCGGGCGUAACAAUGCGACGGCUCAAAGUCGCCGGCCAAAUCAGCGCGGGCACGACCUUCAUCGAGCUCGACGAAGUCAAAGUGCCUGUCGAGAACCUCAUCGGCGAAGAGGGCAUGGGCAUGCGCUACAUCAUGACCAACUUCAACCACGAACGGCUCACCAUCGCUGUGAGCGUGGCGCGGCAGUCGCGCGUCGCGGUAUCUUCGGCCUUCGAGUACGUGAUGAAGCGCGAGGCAUUCGGCAAAGCACUCAUCGAACAACCCGUUGUGCGGCAUCGAUUGGCUAAAGCCGGCGCAGAGCUCGAAACCCUCCAGGCUUGGGUCGAUCAGUUCCUGUACCAGAUGACACAGCUGAGCAAGGCGGAGGCAGAUCUGCGGCUGGGUGGUCUCACGGCCCUGGCGAAAGCGAAGGCCGGUAUGGUUUUCAACGAGUGCGCACAAACCGCCGUGCUCUUGUUUGGAGGCAACGGGUACACGCGCACCGGCCAGGGCGAGAUCGCCGAACGUCUGUAUAGAGAAGUUCCGGGGACCCGAAUCCCAGGUGGCAGCGAGGAUGUUAUGCUCGAUCUGGCGAUAAGGCAGCUGGUGAAGAACUAUCGAAAUGCGACGAAGGCGUUGGAUGCGAAAGGGGGGAGUAAAUUGUAG
Messenger RNA from Rhinocladiella mackenziei CBS 650.93, 1335 nucleotides. RefSeq lists its product as uncharacterized. Lineage: Eukaryota; Fungi; Ascomycota; Eurotiomycetes; Chaetothyriales; Herpotrichiellaceae. Gene Ontology annotation, molecular function: oxidoreductase activity, acting on the CH-CH group of donors; flavin adenine dinucleotide binding. The coding region runs from base 1 to 1335 and encodes 444 amino acids. The transcript has 2 exons. The record is from RefSeq and is a predicted model, not a curated record.